Struthio camelus australis is the source of this 5855-nucleotide messenger RNA. NCBI's taxonomy places the organism in Eukaryota, Metazoa, Chordata, Aves, Struthioniformes, Struthionidae. The record is from RefSeq and is a predicted model, not a curated record.
UGCGGGUCCGGGCCUUCGGGCCGGCCUGGAGGUGAAGGGGGCACGCCCGAGUCCUUGGAUGUGCUAAGGACCCUCGGUGGCCCCCGCAAUAAACGCAUCCCGAUUAGUUCUUCGGUGUUCUGGAUUAGUUCAGAACGCAGAAAGGAAAAAUCAAGAGAUGCAGCCAGAUGCCGAAGAAGCAAGGAAUCCGAAGUGUUCUAUGAACUUGCUCAUCAGCUGCCUCUCCCACACACCGUGAGCGCACACCUUGACAAAGCCUCUAUUAUGAGACUGACCAUCAGCUACUUACGAAUGAGAAAGCUGCUAGAUGCUGGUGAGCUGGAGACAGAAGCCAAAAUGGAGAAGGAGCUGAACUGUUUUUACUUAAAAGCUCUUGAUGGAUUUGUCAUGGUUCUCUCUGAAGAUGGGGACAUGAUUUACAUGUCUGAAAAUGUGAACAAGUGUAUGGGACUCACUCAGUUUGAGUUGACGGGGCACAGUGUAUUUGAUUUCACUCAUCCGUGUGACCACGAAGAGCUGAGAGAAAUGCUUACACACAGAAAUGGUCCUGUGAAAAAGGGCAAAGAGCAGAACACGGAGCGCAGCUUUUUUCUCAGAAUGAAGUGUACACUGACUAGCAGGGGAAGAACAGUGAAUAUUAAGUCUGCUACAUGGAAGGUACUCCACUGCACUGGACAUAUUCGUGUGUAUGACACAUGCAGUAAUCAGACUCACUGUGGCUACAAAAAGCCUCCCAUGACAUGUUUGGUGUUGAUCUGUGAACCUAUUCCUCAUCCAUCAAACAUUGAGGUCCCCUUGGACAGUAAAACGUUCCUCAGUCGUCACAGUCUUGAUAUGAAAUUUUCCUAUUGUGAUGAAAGAAUUACAGAGUUGAUGGGGUAUGAGCCAGAGGAACUCUUGGGUCGUUCAAUUUAUGAGUACUAUCAUGCGCUGGAUUCUGAUCAUCUGACCAAAACACACCAUGAUAUGUUCACAAAAGGGCAGGUGACAACAGGACAGUACAGAAUGCUUGCUAAACAAGGUGGCUAUGUGUGGGUUGAAACUCAAGCAACUGUUAUAUACAACACUAAGAAUUCUCAGCCACAGUGCAUAGUAUGUGUAAACUAUGUGUUGAGUGGCAUUGUUCAGAAAGACUUGAUUUUUUCCCUCGGACAAACUGAGUGUAUGCUGAAACCGGUGGAGUCUCCUGAUAUGAAAAUGACCAAAAUAUUCAGCAAAGCUGAACUGGAGGAUACCAACAGCCUCUUUGAAAAACUUAAACAGGAACCAGAUGCUUUAACUGUGCUAGCCCCAGCUGCUGGAGACACAAUUAUCUCCUUAGAUUUCAGCAGCAAUGAGUCUGAUGAACAACAAUGUGAUGAAGUUCCUUUGUAUAACGAUGUAAUGCUCCCCUCAUCCAGUGAGAAAUUGCAGAAUAUAAAUAUGGCAAUGUCCCCACUGCCUGCCUCUGAAACUACAAAGCCACUUCGUAGCAAUGCUGAUCCUGCACUCAAUAGAGAAGUUGUAUCAAAGCUGGAGCCAAACACAGAGCCACUAGAACUUUCUUUUACCAUGCCUCAGGUGCAAGAGCAACCAACCAGCCCUUCAGAUGCAAGUACCAGCCAAAGUUCACCUGAGCCCAGUAGUCCCAAUGACUAUUGCUUUGAUGUGGAUAAUGAUAUGGCUAAUGAAUUCAAACUGGAAUUAGUGGAGAAACUCUUUGCGAUAGAUACAGAAGCAAAAAAUCCGUUUUCUACUCAGGAAACUGAUUUAGACUUGGAGAUGUUGGCUCCUUAUAUCCCAAUGGAUGAUGACUUCCAGUUACGCUCCUUUGAUCAGCUAUCUCCACUGGAAAGCAGUUCUUCCAGCUCUCAGAAUGCAGCCACCAUUACUAUAUUUCAGCAGACUCAGACACCAUCAAAUACUGCUGAUGAAAUAAAACCCGUGACAGAACACGUGGAUGAUGUGAAGACACUAAUUGUUCCUUCAUCUCCUGUCCACGUAAUCAGCGAAACGAGUAGUGCCCCAGCAUCGCCAUAUGGUGGGAACAGGAGUCGAACUGCCUCUCCAAUCAGAGUAGGAAAAGGAACAUUGGAUCAGACGGAGAAAUCUUGUCCAGCAGCACCCAGUUUGCUAACAGUCACUCUGAAUAAAAGAUCUACUGCAAUGGAUGAAGAACUAAAUCCAAAGAUGCUAGCUUUGCAUAAUGCUCAGAGAAAACGAAAAAUGGAACAUGAUGGUUCACUUUUUCAGGCAGUUGGAAUUGGGUCUUUAUUGCAGCAGACAGGUGAUCAUGGGGCAAAUGCAUCACUUGCUUGGAAACGUGUAAAGGGAUGCAAAACAAAUGGUCAUAAUGGAGUGGAGCAAAAGACAAUCAUUCUACUAUCAACUGACAUAGCAAGUAAACUUCUAGGGCAGUCGAUGGAUGAGAGUGGACUACCCCAACUCACAAGUUACGACUGUGAAGUAAAUGCUCCCAUACAAGGCAACAGAAACCUGCUACAGGGUGAAGAACUGCUCAGAGCUCUGGAUCAAGUUAACUGAGCUUUCAUAAUACUUGUUCCUUUUUUGGACACUGGUGAAUCAUCACCUAAAGCAGUCUAUUUAUAUUUUCUAUAUCUGAUUUUAGAAGCCUGGCUACAGUACUGCACUAAUUCAGUUAGUUCAGUUUUGAUCCCCUUUUUACUUACUUUGACAGUCUUUUUAAUGUGUUCUUUAUGUAACAAUAACUCAACCUGUAGUGCAUUUUUAUAAUUCUUUGGUACAUAUACUUUAAGUCCAUUACAUUUAAAACACACUUGCAAUAGCAGCUUUGAAAUAUGCACCUGAUUCUAAAAAAAGUAUUUAUUUUUUGGCUGGGGAGUUGGUCACCAAAACUUAUCAUUAGUAAAAUGUCAACACAGGAAAAACUGGCAAUACUUCCAUCCUGCUCUUCAUAAGUAAUUGGAAGACUUGUGCUCUCUUACUCUUUAUGUUCAAAUAAGUUUUAUUUUAAUAAUUUUUAUAAGAAACAACAAUGCUUUGCAGCAGUGCAUUGUAGCCACAGUCGCACAAUAUAUUUUCUUAAAAAAAUACCAGCAGUUCCUCAUGCAAUAUAUUCUGUGUUUAUAAAAACUAGUUUUUAAGAAGAAUCUUUUUUGUUUGCCUACGAAAUCAUGUUUAAACCUGGAUUAUGUCAUUAUUUUAGUCAUGUUGUAAUAUAAAUUGUUCUUAAAUGCUGUCUUAUGCUUUUGACUUAAAUGAGUGUGAUUAGUCAAAGGGAAAGGCUUUAUCUGGAAAGGGCUAGCAGCAUUUUUAUUUGGAUACAUUCUCAAUUUAGAGAGAGAGUUUGUUCUUAAAGUAGUCACUUUGCCAGCUUAAAAAAAAAAAAAAAUCCCUGCCUGUAGUUGUUGAAGUUAAUGCUAAUAUUGUGUAUGAUCUUAAAUCUAAAUGUUCAGCUUACCCUCUGUGGUAUAGGUGAUAUUUCAAGCGGAUUGUAAAACAUCAUGCAUUGUUAGCAAAGUUUUAUCUAGUACAUCAUUGAGUUGCUCGAUAUUUUGAUGUUUUGGUUUUAUGCACCUUGUUGCUAUUAACAUCCAUGUUUUCAUGUAGAUUUCAAUAACUUGAAUAUACUUAGAAGCCUUUUUAUUUAGAAAUAUAUAGUUGGCACAAACAUCUUAUUUUCCUAUAUGUACUGUACAAAAUCUUCAUUCACUCAUUCUUUUGCUCUUUGUGGUUGGAUCUAACACUAACUGUAUUGUUUUCUUACAUCAAUAAACUAUAUGUGGACCAGGCCCCCUUGGGGAGUGUGUUAUCUGAGAGAAAUGAGAUAAUUUAUAUUUUUGUUAGUGGUUAUUGUUCAUCAGUGUUCCCUUUUUAACUUAGAGUUGAUUGGAAAUCAUUGCUUCCUUACAUUGACCUUAACAUCUCCAAGUUAAUUACUUUAGUGAUGAAUAGACUCAAGUCUCCUAGACAGUGUUGUACUACAGCUGGCCAAAGAUGUUAAACAAAUUUUUAAACCAGUUAUUACACCAGUUAGCAUACUUGAAAGUGAGAGGACAGUGUAUUUGUGUUCUUUUAGAGUGGAAAGAUUCUUCUUAUGAAGAGCUUAAAGGCUUGUCUCUGGAAGCACUAUCAAGGUAACACUGGAAAGCAGGAAAACUAAAAAUUCCCAAGACUGAUCAAUUAAAGAUAGAGGGGUUUUGUUUGUUUGUUUUUUGUCUUUGUCACAAAAACUGCUGAUGAAAAAUGAAGCUGGUACUCAAUGAUAAAGGAAGCUUGUUCUCAACAUCCUUGUGCUGUUGGCUCAGUAACUUUGCCUAGGUGACUUUUCUCAUUUGGCAGUCUUAAAAUGUGACGCUACUGAUACAACCUUGUAAUCUAUAAAUACAGUCAAGAUAUUCUGUGCACUCUUCAAACUAUUGAUUUCUCUUGCACUGAAAUAUUUCUUAAGUGUGGAGUGUCUUUCCACAGGAUUUAUUUUGGCCAUGGUUAAAUUCCUUCCUGAAAUUAAUUUGCUGUAACAAAUUAAGACAUUGAUACUUCUUAGUUUUUCUAAAAUUUAAGCACUGACAUAUCCAUAUCUGAAAAUGGGAAUUUGUGUCAUUAGACUCCUUUGAGAAUUUUAAAAUCAAUAUAAUGUUACAUAAGUGUAACCCUUUUUUAAAAUAACCUUUAUUGUUCACUAAGAGAAGCAUUUGUCAAAUUGAGACAAUUAUUGAAAUAAUAGUCCCCCCAUUUAAACUGCCUACUUAAAAUGCCUUAUUUAAUGGAGGUAAGGCAUGGGUAGCAGAAUAUGGUUGUGUGCAUCUUAGAGUAGAAUUUGUGUAAAGAGAGGGGAAGGCAUGCAGGUGCCCCAAGCCAGAGCUCAAGCUUUGUGCAGAGAACAUGUUUUGAAUAUACACAGCUGCUACUGCGUAUUAAAGACUUGUCAUGCACAACCCUUACACGUCUGAAGCUUAGAAAUUUCUCUGGAUGAAAGCAACAGAGCUACUGCCUACCUGCUAUGUAAGGACCUUUGUAUGGCAUGUGUUUCAUGGACUCUUUUCCUCUAUCUGCAGUAGAGGAACUUUUAGUAGUGAAGUUCUUAAAGGCUUGAGAAAAAUGUCAGCUGGCAGGAGGAACCCUUUUAUGCUUAACUCUGUGUCGAUUAAGGUGGUGCUUCUGUGAGACAGUGAGGAGAGUCUUGCAGACAUAUUAAAGGGAGGAGUGAGUUCACCUUUUCUUACUCCUCCAGGAAGCUCUUGAGCUGGCCUCUUGGGUUACCCUUUUCAUCUCUCAAUAGAAAACAUAUAUCCUCCAAUUUGAUAGUAGCUCUGUUACUCUGUGGACUUUAUUGUGGAUGUCCUGACCUCUUAAAAACUGACCUAUUUGGAACUGUAAAUACUUCCUCUAAUGUGCUCUAAUUUAGGUGGGCAGCGAGUUACCUGAGAGAAAAUCCAUAUUACAAGAAGGAGAAAAACUUAACCAUAAAUCACAUGCUGGUCACUUUAUGAGCCAGCUGGAAUCAUCUCUGGUUUUAGUGAUAGCAGCCGUGAAUUUAAAUAAGCACUAUUUCAUCUAAGGAUCUUCCCAACUCAUAUACAUUUUCUAUUAUAUUAACCAGGCAUAGCAUUUUGAUUACUGUCCUGGUGAAAGUGGCUGAAAUAAAUAAUUCUUAGAGUGAACUGCAGUAGACCUAUGGAGUUUAAUCCUUGGGGGGGGAAUUAAAAUUGAAACCUAACUUCUAAAAUAUACAAAGAUUCUUCAAGGAUUUCUCCCUCUCCCUGCCCAGGUAAUUCUUAGAAUAAUUAUUAGAACCUGCCAAAUCUGGCCUUAUCCUUGAAGUUAUGGCUGCAAUAAAUCCUGGAAGAGAAGAAUAAUUAUUUGGUGUAAACACUUAAAAACAAACAAAAAAA